This is a messenger RNA of Danio rerio (zebrafish), 2632 nucleotides long. Lineage: Eukaryota; Metazoa; Chordata; Actinopteri; Cypriniformes; Danionidae. The record is from RefSeq and is a predicted model, not a curated record.
CUCCGGGUGCUCCGGUUUCCCCCACAAGUCCAAAAGACAUGGGGCUUGAGCAUUGGGCUAACGGAAGGGUCACUUGGUGAUUUCCAAAAGUAUCAUAUAUGUUAUUAACCUAUUAAAAUGACCAUAUUUUAUCCAUAACCUGCAGAAGAUUAAAAUAGUCUUUAAGAGUUACAUAAAAAUAACAGGCAAAUAAAAAGCUAUCAACCUUUCAAUUCUUUUUCCGAUGGAUUGUGAUCCCUGGGUUUAUUACGCUAAUGACACAGCAAUAAUGUUAAUUGCUGCAGAGUGCCCACUAUUCUCAUUAAGUGAGGUUAAUAUUGAAUUAAGCAAAUUAAUAAUGACUGUAAAACAUUAUAUUGUUGUUAGACUGUUGCAUUUUUUAUCAAUAUGCUCAAUUAUAUAGUUCUUAUUUAUGUGUGCACCAUUGUGUACAAUGCUUGUAUGUUUAUAACCAUCUACGAGUGUAGUGGGGGUCACAAGUCAUUGGAAUUGUAAUUUUGGGGGUCACGAGCUGAAAAGUUUGGGAACCCCAGAAUUUGAUGUUAGGAAGCACCAACAUGGUGCAGCUAAAUAUCAACCUUGAAGUAAACAGCCCUGGGAGUAAGUUCAUCUAGAUUUGUAUACAAAUGUAAAUGGUACAUACAUACGACUUUCAUAAAACUUAGAUUUUAUUUAUUAUUGUAAUUAUUUUUGUACUUUUUAGUAAAUGGAAAAGUAAGCCUGAAUAGUGGCAGAUUUAUUAGUAUAUCAUCGUUUACCAUUUUAGAAAUUCUGAAAAAUAAUUUGAAAAUUAAUAUUUGAAAGAAAUUGUUGUCAAAAAGUGUUAGUAUAUAGUAUUAAACAAACAUGUUGUUAAACUAAAGAGACGUUUGCUCUCUAUAUAAAUAUAUACACAAAUAUUGUGUGCAUAAGUUAAAUAUUGACAUCGUGGUUCUACAAAAUAGCUAAGUUAUAGCUAUUGUAAGUGCACAUAUCUUGUUUCAACCCUAAGUGAAGAAAAUAAGUUAAGUAAUGUACACAAAUGUGUGAAUGCGUGAAAUCAUUUUUGACGACGCUUGCAGUUUACCAUGGUAUAUAUACUGAGUGAAGCUUAAAAUUACAACAGCUUCAACUUUGGACAACUAACAAAACUGUUAUCCCCUGUUAAAAGGUACGUUUGUUUCAGUUUUUUUGAAUUUUGAUUUCAUUUUAGCAUAGAAAUUCAAAUAAUGAAUAAAAAAUUGUCCUUUUUUGUGUGCAGGUUUAUUUUAAUUCUGACAUAAAGGAGAAAUCCAGUCUAAAGAGCGAUGGCAGCAAUAGUCACAGGGCUCAUCCCAAUUCUCCGCACUGCGGUGGACUCUACAGCCACCUAUAAAGGUCGCACCAUGUGGUUCGGCUUGCUCUGCAUCCGCCUAGUGACCGUCUUUUUGGCUCAAUUUCCAUGGAAAAGUAUAAGUGAGGAUUUCCACUGUAACAGCACCUUACCAUACUGCACUAAAGCUUGCUUCAAUAAACACUUUGACAGUUCUAUAGUGAUGGCUUGGCAUUUCAUCUUCAUCCUCCUUGUGCUCUCCGUCCUUCUCAUGGAGCUGUUUUCCUCCCAUCUUCGGUCUUCCUUCCAGAAGAAGAAGGAGAGAGAAAUGGCAUCUCAAAGCGAGCAGGGAGGUGUCACUGAUCCCACUGUAACUAUAGGCGGCAGGAUGAUGAUAGACCUCCACAAAAGCAAAAGCAGUGUGAUGGUUUAUCUGUUCUGUAUAAUGCUGAGGAUUGCGGUUGAGCUUUUGUUUGUGUAUGUCUUGCUUUCUUGGGUUCUACCUAAAUUAAAUGAAGAGCCACACAUUUGUGAAGCACAUACAUUUGAUGGUUGUUCAGUGCAGCAGUGCUUGGUUCGAGGAAUAGCUGAAAAGAAAAUGUCUGUAUAUGCUCUACUGUUUGCAUCUGCUUUGGUUAUUAUUACAAGCAGCUUGUUCUGUCUGUACUCAGUAGCCCACUACCUCUGUGAUUGUUAAACAAAGGAUCUUGGUGAACACAAACUUUAUUAAGUAGCAAUAAUGCAUAUGUACUUAAACAAUUACCUUUUUUAAUGCUUAAUUAUGGCUUGCUAUGUCUGAUAUGCAAUUAAUGCAAUAUGUUUUUAUUUAGUAUUAUUGGAUGUGUCAUCUGAAAUGUAUCUUUGCAAUAAACUACACUAAAAUAUUAAUAUUUCUUAUGUUUGCUAGUCAUUUUUUUUGACUUCUUUAUAUACACAGAUUUUUAAAUCAACAUACAUUUAUUUGAGAAACAACAGAAAACUGAGCAGACUUGCUUUCUGGAAGAUGAAUAAAAAUUAAGCAAGUUUAUGCUUAAAAUUAUUAAUAAAUAAAAUGGUUACUCCCAUUUCUUUAUUUUUAAUCUCUUUUUGUUACAGAUAUUUGGUUGAUGAGUUACUUAAUGUUGACCAAAAAAAUAAAUAAAAUAAAACCCUUAAACACUUUAUAUAAUUUGGCAUCUCGAGUUAAGUUUUACUGCAAAACAGGACAAAAUGCCUGGUAUAAUUUCCAUUGCAUAAACAAAAUGAGAAAUUGCAGCUUUUUGGCUUGGCUUGGUGUUUCUGUGUCUGCAUUUUUGUUGUUAUGGCUGGGUGAGAAUUCUCUCCAUAGUACUGUGUGAAUGC